This is a messenger RNA of Rotaria sordida, 567 nucleotides long. The record is from the annotation of a GenBank genome assembly. NCBI's taxonomy places the organism in Eukaryota, Metazoa, Rotifera, Eurotatoria, Philodinida, Philodinidae.
AUGCAAUCCGAACAAAUAAAUGAAAAAGCACCAAUUGUACCGAUGCAACCAUUACAAUCAACAACUAAACAAGAGUACGCACCAACUAUUACUAUAACAAAAACAAGAAGAACACUUCUUAUUCUUCUGGGAAUUCAUAUGGUUUUGGCAUUGUUCUAUUUUAUUGAACGCAUUGUUGUUCUGGCUAAAUAUCAUAAUGUGCACAAGGAUGCGCGCAAUCCUAACGUACCCACUUCAAAUAUUGGCAAUGUAAUUUCUGGUGCUAUUUUGAUAGUUUUUUUAAUUCUUUACAUUGUUAUGGUGGUUAAAUAUGUUCGAAUUGGUAUUCUUAUUUUUGCAUGGUUGGGUAUCCUUGAAUUAGUGGGUCUUGUCAUUCUCAUCAUUUUUGCAAUUGUCGCAAUAGCUACUUUUUCAGCUGUAUUACAUGAUACUGCCGUUGAACUUGCUUUUAGUGUGACUCUUCUUAUUAUAGCAGUUCUUACAUUUAUUUUUACAAUGCUGACAGUUAUCUUUUCAUUUAAAUUGGCCAAAUUAAUUAAAAUCCAACACAAUUAUCAACACAUCUAA